CAUAUCUAGUUCAAUUGCAAGAUGUGUUUGCCAACUUUUUUCUAGCACGUAAAACAGUUUGAUCAAUUGUUAAUAACUCUUGAGUUUCAAGGCUUAAAGUUGGGUGUUGUACCUUGAAAUUUCUAUCUGAAAUGUUCUAAGCUGCUUUUAUUCGGAGAAAAAAUCUGCCCAGUAACCAUGAGGGGUAGCUCAGGUGGUCAGGCCUUGAGUUUGCUCCCCAAUGGUCAUCAGUUUGAGUCCCCUCGGGGCCACUUGAGGUUUAACUGGCCGUUAAAUUCUGUGCCCUGUGGUGUAAUACUGGCUUUUUCCUUCAGUUUUUGAUUAAUAAAAUUUGUUUAUUCAUUAAAAAAAGAAAAAGUUUCAGUGCCCCGUGGGAUUAUUCGAGGUGCACACAAGCUGGCCCGGACACCCAUGGAUAUUAAAAAAAAAAAAAAAAAUCUGUCCAGUGACUGUACGUGAAGCAACUGAUUGUGAUUAGGCACCUAAAACUUUUGAAGAAACUAUCACUGACAUGCAUACAAAUUUUGCUUGCUGCCAUAAUAGAGAGAUGCAGGGAUGUUCUAGUCAGCAUAUUUAUCAAGACCAGUGGCUUAUACUGGAAAGCCUUGGGCUGGAAGUGGAAGCAGAAAAACAUGUAGUCAUGUUUUGAGCUUUUACCUCGGCACUGUGAACUAGAUGAGGUUUUUUCCCUCAAAAUUGAACUUAAGAUGGAAUUGAGGAAAAUUGCUUCUUUCUAUUCCCAGCUUACACAGUUAAAAUGGUUGUAAUGUGCAAUCAAGUCCAUGUGAUUAGUCGUUAUAUUAAACCAUAUACCAUCAAAGACAUGCCUUGUUCACUAAUCUCCCAAUUUCAAGAAAGGUUGGGUUGCGGAAAUGUUGUGACUGGUCAGUUAUGGGGCAUGCAUCUAGUAUUGGCCAUCCUUUUUGACGUAUCGACGCAUGCGCUCCCUGACAUGCGUAUCAGAAUGAAUCACUUAUGUUGGCCUUUUAGAUUUGGUGUUGUGGUGAUAUAUUUUUUCUGUAAUUAAUUUACUUUUUAACACCAAUAGCUGUAUUCCAAGUACAGUGGAUGUAUACAAGAGAAAAUACCUAGCAAGAAGAAUAAAUAAAUACGAGGAAACCAUGAACUAAAUGGCAUUUUAGUUUUCAUGAUAGGUUAUUAUUAUUUUUUAGUAAAUAACAAUUUUAUUGAUAAUAAUAGGCACAACCCCAAUACAUAGGACAUGCACGAUAUGAUAUUAUUAGAGGUGUCAUAUUCCAAAUGGAGUUAGAAUUUUUGUGCAUUGGAUAAUCACUGGUUGGAAUUUGCAUAUUGUCUCGUAAUUGGAUUUAGCCUUAGGCCAAAAAUAACCUUUAUAAAUGUGGCUGCUAAAUCCCAAGUUGAAUCUGAAGAUUCUGAACAGUGAUCUCUUCCACUGAAGGUAGUAGUGAUCACCUCCUUUAGGACUGGUGGUGAUAUUUUAGCAAAAUGAAACAUGAACGUUUGUGCAUUCUGGACACAACACUUCUUUUACAUGUUUUUUAAGACUCUUACAGGAGCAGAUUGAAAUUUUCUAAGAAAGAUCUUUUGUGGGUGUUUUUGGAAUAAGUGAGGCAAUCUUAUUCAGAGCGUGGAAGGGUGCAACCCAAGUGCAUGACUCUGAAAGAACCUGGUCGCACGGUUAUAGAAAAGAAUUCUAUUGAAGAAGUCCAUCUUCCUAUGGACGGUUCAGAUGACUGUUCACAGAGGCACUGGAGAAAUGUUAUACUGGAGCACAUGUAUCGGUCCUCAAGUGUUGAUGAAACUUGUAUACGGGGAUGCAUUAGGAAGGCACUUGUAUUUAAUCAUGGAACUGAUGGUACGAUGGUGGUUAAGGAAUCUGGCCAUUGUGAUGAAGACAGGCUCGAAGCUUCACAAACACAGUGCAUGCCGAAUGGAUCCCAGAAAGCAGCUAAUGGACAUGCAGGUGCUUUAUCUAGUGGAUGUUUAAAUGAAUCUGAUCACAAUAUCAAUACUGAGAAGUGUCAGCGUGCUUUGUUUAAUAUUUUAAUUUCGGACAAGUUCACCUCAUUGUGCAAGCUGCUGUUUGAGAAUUUCCAAGGCAUCAAGGCUGACUUUUUUGACUUUAGUAUCAUAAACUUGAGGAUGAAAGAGGGAGCUUAUGAACAUUCACCUGUCCUUUUCUCUUCAGAUAUUCAACAGGUAUGGCAAAAGCUUCAGGAGAUUGGAAGUGGGUUUGUUUAUCUUGCAAAGAGCCUUUCAGACAUGUCAAGGACUGCCUAUCAUGAGCAGGUGGGAGGACGAGUACACAGCACAUAUGAAGAUGGUGAACAUGAGUUUCUUCCCCGGGAAUCAGACUCUCCAAUUAAACCAGUGCAAACAGAAGAUUGUGGUGUGUUCAAAGUUUGCACUUGCAGACAAUGUGGAUGCAAGGCAGAUGGUAGGGAUUAUUUAUUAUGUGAUUCAUGUGAGGAGAUGUACCAUGUCUCCUGCAUUGAACCUGCCAUCAAGGAGAUUCCCCCUAAAAGCUGGUACUGUGCCGUUUGCACUGCAAGUAGAAUCGCAUCACCCCAUCAAAAUUGUGAAGUGUGUGAUAGGCUUAUUGCUCCCAAGUCCCUAAGUAAUGGAGGUGAUGAUGAAACUUCUCCUAUAAAUGAAGAAACUUCUAUUGACAUGGAAGAAAACUCAAAUUGUAGUAUGGACAAUGGGCUUCAACCAUCUAAAGGUGGAAAAAACUCUUUCCUCUGUAAAAUUUGUGGAAAUGAGGUAGAAGAUGGUGAAAAGCUGAAGGCUUGUGGUCACAGCUUUUGCCCAAAUAAAUACUACCAUGCUAGGUGCCUGACAACUAAGCAAUUAAAAUCAUAUGGCCCCCGUUGGUACUGCCCUUCUUGUCUGUGCAGGGUUUGCCUUGCUGAUCAAGAUGAUGAUAAGAUCAUUCUAUGUGAUGGAUGUGAUCACGCAUACCACAUCUAUUGCAUGAAACCACCGCGCGCAUCAAUUCCAAGAGGGAAAUGGUUCUGCAGAAAAUGUAAUGCAGGGAUCCAGGCAAUACGCAGAGCCAAAAGAGCUUACGAGACUAAAGAAAUUAAACAUAGAAAGAAAGGUGUAGGGGGGUUUAUGCCAGUUGAAAAUCUUGGAAAGAGAUGGAAUGAUAAAGGAGAAGAGGCAUCGGAAAAAGGUGGAGGGAUGGACAUGCUUUUAACUGCAGCAAAGACACUAAAGUUUGAAGAGAAUUCAGGUGCCGUUGAGAUCGGGCUAUAGAAAUCAUGAUUUUUUUGGAGACGUAAAGUCAAUGGUUUUGGGCAACUAUUGAUUUCAAUUUUACUUGUAUCUCCCAAUGUCAAGAAUUUUAUUUUCACUACAUUUUAAAAUUGACUGGUAUGUUUAGGUUGUGGAAUGUUAGAUCUUGCUGACUUUUGGAUGCUUAAAACUGGGGAAAAUAUGACUAUGAAGGUUGUAUAUUACUGGUCAGCAGAGCCAGAAACUAUAUGUAGCUUGAAUCUGCUGAAAUGAACAGAAACACGAUACCAUUUUGGCCAAAAGUGGUUGUUCUGAGAGCCACUGUUUAAUUUGUUGCUUUGUAUUUGUGUACAUAAAUUAGUGGGGAUGGUUUAAAUAAAAGGAAGAAUCCCAAUAACAGUUCUUGAUGAUUGAA
Carya illinoinensis is the source of this 3634-nucleotide messenger RNA. RefSeq names its product PHD finger protein EHD3-like. The record is from RefSeq and is a predicted model, not a curated record. NCBI's taxonomy places the organism in Eukaryota, Viridiplantae, Streptophyta, Magnoliopsida, Fagales, Juglandaceae. The transcript has 6 exons. The coding region runs from base 1633 to 3240 and encodes 535 amino acids.